This is a messenger RNA of Xyrichtys novacula (pearly razorfish), 11449 nucleotides long. The record is from the annotation of a GenBank genome assembly. NCBI's taxonomy places the organism in Eukaryota, Metazoa, Chordata, Actinopteri, Labriformes, Labridae.
AGAUGACCCGAGACUGACGCGGUGACGCCAUCAAUGAGCGCCAUCAGCCCGGAUUGUUGUUUCUUCAAAUCGUGGUUAGACGAAACUCAGUUUGUUAUUUCAUUGACAAGGUACAGUAAACGAUGUUUCCUUUCGUCUUUCGUCGGGAUUUUUUAAGUUAUUCUCCGUGUGACUAUAAAUGACAAAGUGCAGCCCGUUUUUCGUCCUUAAACGGCUCGAACUUCCUCCUGAAAAUGGAGGAAAUGUGUGCUGUCGUUGCUUUGUGUUUUCGACUGUUUGCAGCGAGCUAACCGAGCUAGCUUCAGUGAAAUAACUUAUUCAUGCAAAACCUUUAAAAUUUAACCAUCUUACACGGUUUAUUACAUCUCACUGUGAACAAAUCUUACAUUAGUUCUUCCGUCGGUUGUGUGUAUCGUCCUUUUGUUUGGCGACGAGCGUCAGGUUAUCUUAUCUAACGUGUUCUGCAUGAAACUUCUGCAACUUAUUCAAUAUAAGGGAAUCGAGAAGACGCAGAUGAAGGUGCUAUUAGUGUGCAAUGCAUCCAAAAACAUUACUCUGCAUGCAUUUGUUAUUUGCAGUUUAAUUUGUGUUAAAAGUUGCAGCUACGGUGCUAAUGUCAGCUAACUUGGAUUUGUCUCCUUCAAGAUAAUGCACCUCUACAAAGCACUGAGUUCUGUUUACAUGUAAAUAAGUGAUUAAAUACCAACUAAAACUAAUGCAGAAGGGAUUUCUAUCAUGCAAUCAACAAGUUAAUUAUUUCUUUGGUCUCAUCAUGUCAUUAAACUGAGAUCGACCUUAAGAUUACAGAUCCAGAGCAGAUGAUCAUUUCUGUUGUGUGUCCUCUCCUUGGUCAAUGUGUGUAUCCUUUUAGCAGAAUGAGGGUAAAUCUAAGAUGACAUAGACAAUGUCUGAGUGAUUUUACUGGAUCAUACGCCCAAGAGAAGAUCUGCAACUGAAUGAAAGGACUAACCAUAGAAAGACUGAUCAGGAGAUACUUUACCAUGAUCUAGAUAUGAAGGUCUUUACUCAACUGUUGGUCUAACCGAGUCUGAUAUUUGGUUAUAAAAUGGUCCAACUACAAACCAAAUGUUUUAGCUUUUAUUUAAAUAACAAUUGCUUUUUUAGAUUCAAUACCAUCAAGAUGUUUCGAAACAGGAAAGGGGCAGCAAAACAUGAAAACAGUUUUGAAAUGUUAACCCUCCUCCUGUGUUAGGGUCUGCACGACCCGUUUUUGUUUUUAAAUGCUUAAAAGAACCACUUAAAUUAGCUUUUUUUUUUUACUUUGUCAGGAACCUCGAUUUCAACAAAAUAAAAAUAAAAAAAUUCAAUUGACUAAAUUAUAAAAUGCUUUUAUUAAAAUUAUGGCACAUGUCGUGUUAUGAAUAGAGCAAAACUAAAAUCAUAUGUACACUGUCAGGCACCACACUGACAGUCAGAUCCUCUUCCAAUCAUGUGAGAUUUAGGAAAUUCUUAUUUUGCCUGUUUUUUUCCUGAAAAAAAAAACAACAUCAGACAUGUCUGGACAUAUGAAAUCAGUUCAGUAUAGAUGUCUGUAUGAGGGGUAUACUGACAGAGAAAGGCUCAGAAACCCACAACAAAAAAUAUUAUUAGCAAUAUUUUCUGGAUAAUGAAACCUAACAUGGUAACCUAGAGAUGAGAACCAACUGAGAUGAUAGAGACUUGUCUUUAGUGUAAUUUACAGCUGAUUAAAGACACGGGUCAAAACCAACUCGUUAACGUAGCGGGCGCAUAGUAAAAGCUAACACAGGAGGAAGGUUAAAUUAAAGAAACUCCUCAUGCAACAAUACUGUGUACCUGUGAUUUUCUGGUCCUCAGGCUGCACUGUAUUGAAACAAGUGUAUCUCUGUAAUGGAACAGCUGCACAGGCUCAAAAUGAUAAAAACACUGAACAAAAUAAUACAUAUGUACACCAAACAACUGUACAUGUCAAAGAUAAAUUUACACGACAUAUGUAUGUCAAAAAUAAACAGUUUGAGAAGGAACAGAAAGAAGCAAAAAGCUAAUUGAGUCCUGCCCCUUCCUUGCAAAUUAAUGAUGAAAAAAAAUCCAAUCGUAUAAAUCACAACGAUCUGUAUAAAUACCUACAUAUUAUACACAAAGAUAUCUGCUCAACACUACAUAGGUUACUUAUUAUAAUGAUUUGCAUAUUAUAAUAAUAAUCAGUGUUAUAAUAUUCAGAAUUAAUAUUACUUCUAUGCAAUCAAGUAUAUUUAGUAUAAACCAUAUUUUUGUUAGUUUACUAAUAUGAAUCUUUUAAUACUUCUCUAUAGUUUAUGAUAUUGGACAUAUUUAAAGUGACAUCCAGGCUGUUCCAGAGUUUAACAUCACAAACAGAAAUGCACAGACUUUUCAGAGUUGUGUAGACAAUCAGACAAAUAGAUUUAUGUUCACCCCUUAGAUUACAGCCCCCCUCUCUGGUUUUGUAGGUUACCAGGUAACUUACUUUGUGUUCCUUUGUACAGCACUUGGGCCGUUUUAAAAUUGACUAUGUCAUUAAAUUUUGACAAUUUUGAUUGUCUGUAAACGCAAUGCUGGAACCUUAAAUUGGGGUUAAAAUGAGGCGACCAGUUAAUCAGGCUGACUUGACAUUGACCAAACUUGGCUCUCAUAGAAAUCAUGGAUGCCAAGUUCUCUGUUCUGAAGAGUGGAGGGACCACUUACUUUGUUAUCAGCGCACACUUACAAAGGCUGACUCAUGAUGGUAUGAGGAUGCAGAAGUGCUCAUGGUUUGGCUUAAACAUCUUUUGAGGCUCCGUUUAUGCCUAACAAUAUAAACAGGUUUUGGAGAAGCUUAUACUUCCAUCCUGACAACAGCUUUAUCAGGGCGGACCUUGUAUAUUUCAGCAAGACAAUGACGAACCACAUUCUGGGAAUAUUAGAACAGCAUGUCUCUGUUAUUGGAGAGUCUGGGUGCUCAACGGGCCUGCCUGAAGUCCUGAUUGUGACCCACUGAAACUAUUUGGCACAUCAUGAAACAAAAAACCAAACUAAGGAGACUCUGAACUGUUGAGUCACUGAAAUCCUCUGUCAGGCAAAAUGGCGAAAUAUUUCCCUGAAAAACUCAAGACAGUGGCCUCCUUGAUUUAGAUGUUAAAUGUUUAGAGUGCUAGAAAGAGAAGAGGUGAUGCAGUAUAAAGUAAACAUGAACCAUGUCCCCACAAAACUUAAUUUUCAGUUUCAACAUUUGACAUUUUGUCUUUGCACUUUUUAAAAUCUAAAGCUCCUGUGAAGCUUUCUCAAAUGAUCAUAAAAUAGCCUGAAACGAGCCGUUUUACCUUGUAGUAUGUAAUGCAUGAAAUUGGUGUGAAGUGGUGGGUGUCAGCAGAGGCCGUACAGUUUCCACAUUUAAUAUUCACAAAAAAUGAUACAUGUGACUGACUGUGAAGGAGCUGAAGUACAAAAUAUGAGGAAAAACUAUUCUAUCAACAGCUCCAGAGAAACCUGGUUCAUGCAGUUUUUAAUUGAUUAUCAGAAGAAGAUGGCGUCCUUGAAAUGGACUUUGUCCGCUCUGCUACUUGCAGUUUGAUAAAGUUUAGGGUUUAUUUCCAUAAAAAAAAAAAUUAACAUUAAAGCGUCAAAAACCUGAGUGUUUGUUUAAAUAUGUUGAUUAUGUUUUGAAAUGCUUUUCCUUAUUUGAAGUGAAAUAUUCUUCGAAGGAGUGUCCUGCCAAAGAAAGGCAGAAGCCCUUUUUACAAAGUGAAGGCACAGACUCAAACUUUACAGUCAGAGGAGUUUCCUCUUCAUUGUCUCCUCUUUUUUUCACUCUUUUUCUUUUGUUUUUCCUUCAUGCUUCUAAAAAUAGUUUUGUUUAUAUCCUGCACAGAGCCCGACCUUCACCUCAAAACCUGCCAUGUUUCGGUCUGCUGAUGUCGUAAUUGCUGCUACGGUGGGGAAAGCAUGAGAAGGACUUCAGCGAAAGUGUGUCUUUGAAGAACACGAGGAAAUUGACAAGAGAAAUAAAAGCUGGAAAAAGAAAGCUGAGCUCAGAGGACCACAGACAGGCGUGAGGAGUGAAGGCGUUGGGGAUGGGGUUGAAGAGCCAAAGGAGGGCGUCAUGGUUCACAGCGGCUCUGCAUCCCCAAUGAAAACAACACCAUCGGCAUCGCCUCAUUUGACCGUCUCGGCCACAGCACCUACUUUAGCUCCUCUCGUGCCCCCCUCUACAGAUCAGGACCUCGCCCCCACCCCUGCCAAACUCCUCGCAACUGAUCUUACUUCCAGCUCUGAUCCAACCCAGCCCUCCACUCCAACUCCUGCUGAUGCUGAGCCUCCCGUUGUGACCCCUGCGAAAGCGCCCACUUCUAACUCCAGCCAGGCUUCAGCCAGGACCUCAACACCGUCUCAGACCCCUGUUCAAGCGCAAGUCAACGGCCGCACGUCAGGCAGGAAGAGGACUCCUAAAGCCUGUGACUGCUGUGGCCCCAACGGCAAAAGACAUGAUGUCAGUAUAUCAGACAGAGGCAGAGGGAGGGGGAGAGCGAGGGGAAGAGGAGCAGGAGUCGAGGGGUUGGAUACCCCGAAACGAAAAGUGGUUGGCCUGCUGACAAAAAGCUGGAGUUUGGAUUUGACCAAGGAGGAAGUGGAGGAAGCAGAGGAUGACGUUGACAACUAUGAGGUGGUACAAAAAACUCCAGUAGAGGCUGAUGGUCGGGUAAAAACACCUGCUACCCUCCCUGACACAGUUUCCCAGCAGGAUGGACCAACAAAGAUCAAUUCUGCUCAAGUCAAAGAGGACGUGCAGAAAAAGGAGGAGUUCUCAGAAGAGGGGUCACGGGGUGACGGCACAGGAGGGAAAGAAGGGGGUGAUAGCAGAGAUGUGGAGGUGAGACACUCAGGAUUGGCAACAGCAGUUCGAGGUAGAGGAAGGGGAAGAAGGGGAGGCAUGUCUGCAUCAAAAGUGGAAGCAGGUUUAAGUGGCGUUUCAACCACCCCUUAUAGGUCGUUCGCCAUACCUCGAUCCAUGCUGAUGCCUUGGAAGGUGAAAGAUGUCUGUGUGAAGGAGCCCGACCAUAAAACCGUGAAAUCUUCACUCGGAAAUGGAGACACUGUUAACCUUUCUGACUCUGAGCCUGAAGAGGAAGCGAAGGACGGCGUCAUCACUGUGAGAGAAAUGGAAAAUGGAGUUCUGUCGGUCUCACAGAGGCCAGAGUCUCCUCUGGACCUGGACUCCGAGAUGCAGGAGGACCAGACCGCUAACAAAACAGACUCAGAAUCUGUAGCAUUAACUCUAUCCAACGGAGAUGUCACUACGCCGACGAAUGAGGACCACGAUCCCACGUUAAUGGACGUGGUAACUUCUUCACAUCCAGUCAAAGCUGUUCGUCUGUGCCAGGAUCCUAUCACACUAGACAACACUCAGCAUCGCUGGGCUUUAAGAGACCACUGGCGGUACUGUCAGCCCGGAACCUGGGAGAGGGAGGCGAUAGAAGAAGAGUCCAGACCAGAGGGGGAAGGAAAGACACAGGAUGAAGAAAACCGAGAGCAGCUUACUCAUCUGGUCCACGGUAAGUCUUCUCUAGAGACUCGCUCAGUUUUUCAAUGAAAUAUAGUAAAUGAUUCAUCAACUUCAGAGCCGAGGGUAUCUUUGCAUGUCAUGUGACAUCCAUAACACGUGUUAAAUGUUUAUCUCUGAACGCACAGCAGAGGCAUUCAGUUUGGAGAGUUCAGUGGCCUCAGAGUCAGUGUUGGGACCGUGGGAAUAAAAAACACUAACAGAACUGGACACAUCUCCCCAAAACAACCUGUUUUUAUUGUUGAGCUCAAGGUGUCACGAUGAGGGGAUUUCUUCUUUCAUGUUUCAGAGUUUCUAGAAAGCUUCUACAUCAAGUACGGCGGUUUCAUUCCUCUCACUGAGACUGAUGUCCUGGAGCACCUGAAGGAGAGCGGCAACUCUGACCUCAGCAACAGGUGGGUGUCAAACACACACACACACAGAUCUACACCGUAGACUGUAUAUACUAUGGACAACUUGGUUCCGCCUACCGCCUGUGAACGGAUUUGAAGCCAAAAAGCUCUCAGUAUUUCCGGGAUUUUUCUUCAUUUCCUGAAACCAGUGCUGCCCAGUAGUGUUCUACGCAUUCAGCGGGAGAGUCGCCGAGAGUUGCUGUGAUGACACUCGGCUCAAACAGCGUAUCCCCCGGGUGAGCUACACAAUUGUGCUACGCCCAUAGGCUGUAUCAGGUGUCAAUCAUAGGAAACUUGAACCCCCUAAUAACUUUUAAAAACGGAGCUGUACAGAAAAAAAGAGGACAAACCUGUCUUACAGUAACUACAUGUCAACACCGCAAGCAGCGGGGAAACAAUUUAUGUACUGUGUGAUAAAUUUCUUAAGUUUGUCCACAGCCCCAUAAACUUUGCUGGCGGAGGCGGGAUUUAUGAUCUAUACUGCAGCCUGUCACCAGAGGGUGCUGUUCUUAGAGUGGCUUCACCCAGCAAGGAGGCAGACGCUGUCCAUUCUGUAUACAGUCUAUGAUCUACACUGUGUUUUAACAGUUAAAUAUUAUACUGUUUUAAAAAAUUAAGUACGUUAAAGCAGAAAGUGACCAGAAUCUCAAAAUCAUACACCAUAAUAUUUAGAUUUUGCUGAAACUUGACGUAUCUGUUGAGCUUACUUUGUCACAGUAAAUAAGAAAACUCUUCUGUAUUCCAUUUUUGUUGAAUAAGUAAUAAGUAUUCAGACAUAAUGACACAGAUGUAAGAAAACAUCGAAGGUCGGCCAGAAGACUGUACUCAGAGAAACUGGUUCAGGAACCCUUCAGCAGCUUCCCUCUCCUUUUUCCUGGAAAGUUAUUUUUAAUCUCUGACCUUGUAGCGUCUCCGUCCUUAUCUGAGUCCAUCAUAUUCUUUUUCAUUUCUUUGAAGAUAUGAGAAACCCCUUCAGGGCUUUGCAUAAGGUUUCUUCUCUUGAUGUGUUUUCUCUUUUAGGGAACUGGACAUCAAAGGGGAGAUGAGUCGAUACCGGGCAGCGUUGGCCUCCGCUCCCGUCGCGGGCUUCAUGGUGACGUAUAACAAACACACCCUGAGCCUGGAGGACCUGGGCACGCUGGAGGAACAGAACUGGCUAAAUGACCAGGUGAGGAGGGAUGGAGGAGGUCACCGCUACAGAAAUGCACCGUCAUUUUUGACCUUAAUCUUUCUUCCGAGUUAUAAAACCUCUCAACAGAAACUGCCAACUCACUGACCCCAAUUAUUAUCUAACAGGGGUUUUGUGUUUGUUUUAAUUUCCUGAAUGAGAGUAUGUCUGUGUGUCUGCAUAGAUAGACAAGUAUAUAUGCUUGUUGUAGUGUUGUAUGUUCUUGUAUAUGUUUAAAAGAAGACCAGAAAGGUCAUCUGAGCAAGGCCCUAAGAAGUUGACUGAAGAAAUCAAAAAGCAUCUUUGUGUGAGAAAGUCUGUAACUCUCCUUCUUUGCUGUUCAGAUAAUCAACAUGUACGGAGAACUCAUCAUGGAGGCGACACAGCACAAGGUAAGAGAGUCUUUCUUGGACUUACUUGGAAAUAUUGUCAUUUUGGUUUUAUCACAAUGUUCACAGAGUAAUCUUUCUUCCUUUCUUUCUUUCUCAGGUUCAUUUUUUCAACAGCUUUUUCCACAAGCAGCUGGUUGCCAAGGGUUAUGAAGGAGUGAAGAGGUGGACUAAAAAAGUAAGAGGAAAGACACAGCUGUUCAAAAUGAUCUAAAAAAAAUUUGCAGUUCUACUUUUACCUGAAAGUUAUCGGAACUGAAAAUAACCGAGAGUUUUUUCCCCUUAAUGUUUUUCAUCGUUUACUGAUCAUUUCCUGAUAAUCUGACCUUUAAUGGGAUCGUUUCAGGUUGACCUGUUCUCCAAGUGGCUGUUGCUAAUUCCCAUCCAUUUAGAAAUCCACUGGUCGCUCAUCACGGUUACCAUGGCAACCAAAACCAUCAGCUACUACGACAGCCAAGGCAUCGUCUUCAGGCAUACCACGGAUGUGAGUGUCUCCGUACACAUGGACAUUUCUGCAUAGUUAAAGUUUGAGAUGCUGAAACGUUUUUCAACUUUGUGAAACAAUCGAGUACCAAUGACAUUUUAUAUCAUGAGUAGGUUACAGCAUACUUGAAUAUUAGAUUUGUAGAUUAAUGCUUGAAGCUAUAUCUGUAACUAUGCUCCUAAAGGUCCAGGUGGAAGUGAGAAGACUGACACAACAGAAGCACACAAACCAUCGUCAUAUGAGAAAUCCAACGCUAUGACUCUCCAAGAGUUGUCCUUUAGGUCGUUAUCUUUGUAAUGUUUGUGUCUUUUAUUAAAAAUCACUCUGUCCUCCGACAUGUAAACAAUCAGUCGGUCAGCCAUGUUGGAUAAACCGGUGAAUCAGUAACAACACGCAAUCUGAUUGGUCAGAAGUGGACACACAGUAUGCGAAACUUUGAAAAAUCGACAGUGAUACGAAAAAAUAAAUGCCGCAAUAUCGCAGGAAGGGAAAAGUGUCGCUGAUGUGAACACUUGUAUUGACAGGAUACGGUUUUGAAAAAAAAUGUUGACGUCCGAAAUAAUCGCACAACAAAAACAGUCCUGGUGUGAAAGGACCUUAAGAGUUUUUAUUUCCGCAUUAAAAUUGUUCUGAUCUUAGACCUACAGUUAUGAUUUAAAAUUAAGACUUCUUAAAUUUUCAGAUCCAGUGAGUGACUUUUGGUUUGAGUCAUUUUUGGCGCACCCUGCUGGUGAAGCAGCACCUACUGUUUCUUGGCUUAUUUACAAAAAUCUCAUUUAUUUCUCAAAAAAGUCACAAAAAAGCAAAUCAAACGUUUCACAUACGAAGAAUCUUUGAUGUGGAAAAUGAAAGAAAGGGGACAGUUUUGCAGGGUGGAGAUAAUCACCUCACCUGACACAUACACCUUCCUCCCUCAGGUUGCAUUAUCAGACAUUGAAAGAAACUACAAAGAAAUGAUCGAGCUUUAUACUCAUGGUCUAUUUUUGCUUUUGAAGGCCGUCAAGAGGCCUCUGUAUUAUUUCCAGCCUGUUUUAUAACCAGCUAAAAACCUCUCAGUGGAGCUUUAACGUCACUGGAGAGUGUCUAUUUCUCUGCUUCUUGCCCUCCACUGUCCUUCCUUGAAACUAUUCUUUUCCUGGCACCACUGUUAGCUUGGCCUAACUCUGUCCUGUGUGUGUGUUUUUGGCUCCCUGUCAGAACAUCUUAAAGUACCUUCUGUCUGAAGCCAAAGAGAAGAAACAGACAGCGUUCCAGAAAGGCUGGAAGAUCACCAUCAUCAAGGUAACUCUGAACCCUGAACCCUGACUGUGAGGACUAUUUGAAUGUGCUCUCACAGUGAAUUUUGAGUCUGUUUUAUACAAUAAUCAUCACAAAGACUAAAUAUUAGAUAUGUCAAAUACUAAAACACAAACUGUUCAGAUGUCUCUUAUCUCUGUGACUUACUUUGCCUGACUUGACUCUCUCUAGGGGAUCCCUCAGCAGAAAAACGACAGUGACUGUGGAGUUUUCGUCCUUGAGGUGAGACUUUAUUCUUUCCUUUCAUUUCAGCUGCCUUCAUCUCCUCUUCUUUAUUUCCUCUCCUCACCUCAGGGCUCAGUUUGCCGCCCUCUCUUAGCUUUAACUUCUUCCUAACACGCACGAUCUUACAUCGAUCUGUGUCAACAUUGUCUUUGCUUUUCUUACACAAACUGGACACCACAAGGGGGUAGAAGAAAACAUUGUAAUUGCAAAUGAGCUGUGGUCGAGUUGCGGAUGAUUUUUCCUCACUGCCUGUUUUUUUUCUGUCUGCCAGUACUGCCGCUGUCUCUCUGUAAAGCAGCCUCUGCAGUUCAGUCAGGAGGACAUGCCUCGGAUACGCAAGAGAAUCUACAAGGAGCUGUGCAACUGCCACCUCAACAAGUAAACGACUGAACAGACGCCGCCUGACAUUCGUAACAGUCUGCUAAAGUGCGUAAGAGGACCUGUUUCAAUGUCAGCCUGUUACAUAAGCUAACACGACCUCGCCGUUUGUCAGCCACAGAGCUCUGACUGCUCAUUUUACCUGUUUGACUGACAGUAGAGGGGCGGGACUUCAGGACUUAAGGAGUUGAAUCACAGCCUGUAGCAAAGUAGAUUUUUACUCGCAAAGAACUACUGACGUGGCCCCCUACUGACCCGAAAAAGUGCCGGACCCCCAAACCCAUCAGGAUGUCUUUGCGGUCUACAUUCACACAGCUGUGAUGUGUUUGCGUCCACAUUCAAACAGCCACCUGUAGUUAAGGUGUCGGUAGAUCUCUGACUUUGACUUAAGGACACAGGCGUCGGACCAGCCUGGACCAAUGGGGCGGAGCUUCCAUCCCAGUUAGAGUGGCCUUACCUCUUGGAUGGCCAUUUUAACCCUUAAUGACAUUUUUAUCUGUUUGUUUUAUGCUGGACUCUUCAGCAGUAUCAAGCUUACUGUUAUUGCCUGUUUUCUAACGUGAAUAAAGAUAGUAUGUGCAAAUCAGUGGACCAGACGUUCACUUAAAACUUGAAGGUUUCUUUCUCUCUCUCUUGGACUUCAGAUCUUGUAACAGUGAGAGGCCGAUCUAUUGAGGAGAUAUCAACUUGAAUGUAUUGAUCACGUAUUCUUCCUGGCUGCCUCAGAAGGUUGGAGUAUCAGCACCAAACAGGCUCAUGGCACACUCAGGCUGUGGCUUGAAACAGGGAUUUAAUUUAAAAGUUGGGUUUUGUUUCAAAUGUGAGGUUUUCCACACCUUACUCUACAUGAUUUCCAGUUUUUUUUUCCGCCACAUUUUUUCCUGAUUUUUGUUGUUUUGCUGUGAUCACACCCACCAUGGUUUUGCACAAGUGUUUUCUCCAGCCGUCUGGUACAGUUUUUGAAUAUCAAUUCAUCAGUUUCAGUUGUGUCUCAUGCUGGUUUGUAAAUUUCACAUGGAGCUGCUGAUGUGAGGACCACCGAUUUUUGAUUUUAACCGAGCAUUAACUCUUUGGUAAUAUUUCAGGGCCGUCGUCUUCACAUGGAUGCUUUAUCAGGGUUGCAGAGCAUCAUUGUUACAGACUGGCCGCCUCUUUACAGUGAAACAAGUGGACCUCAGCUGUUUGAUUUCAUCCUCUGUCCAACAGGAUUUCGUUAUUAUAUUCACAUCUAUAUAUAUAUUUGCAGAUUGUAUUGUAAUUUUACUGGUCUACUACUGUACACGCUUGCUUUGGCUGAAAACCACAAAGGUUUCUGGACUGUUUAUAUUGUUCUUAUUAAAGGCUGAUACUGCUGGGAAAUUUUGAAGCUGUUAUUAGUUUUGAAUAAGUGUGCGCAGGUGAGAUUCACAAGGUCAGGAAAAUGCUUUUAGAGCAAGGACGUAAAAGGAGAACGUUUUCUUAACGCUGCAGGAUUAAUUAAAAACACUCGUCUAACCAUGUCCAAUUUAAACACGGUGCCUGUUUUCUCAGUUUCUGCUCUGAGAUGUCUUCUAUGAAUAAAAAUGAACAGAUCCUUUCCUGAAA